UCGACGUUCAAAAUGAUUAAAAGGAAUUUCUUUGACAUUCUUUGGUCUGUAUUCCUUAUUUUAAUUUCCCCUGUUCUCUCAUCAGGAGAAACCCAGAAUUCCCGACUGACUGGAUAUGUCAUCACGUCGCUCAGUCCUAUUGGAUUCCGUGGUUGUUCUAAGGAAUGUAAUUCUUACUCAGAUUGUAAAUCAUUUAAUUUCAACAGAGUCCAUUUAUUCUGUGAAUUAUCUUAUAAAUCACGUGUUGAUGCUGAAUCAAAUUUAAUCAAUGAUCAAGGAUUCGUUUAUGUGGACAAAUCAGACCAACAGGAAAACACAUCGGCGUGCACGGGGAAAGGAAGGAGGUGUAUUCCUUCUCACAGCAAUCAUCGCUCUUAUGACAUUUCAUUUGUUAACAACUGUGAGAAUAUUGAAAUAAAUGGUACAACUGCUGGUGUGAAUUCUACAACUGUUGGUUCGACAAUAGCCCUGCAGGAAACAGGCAGUAAUGAAAACAACACUGUCAACUUAUCUUUUCUGACGUGUUCCCCAAAUGGAAUUUGGAAACAGGAAAAUAAAAUCUGUCACGAGUGCCACAGUUCCUGUUUGUCGAGCUGUGGGACGAUCAUGUCACCCGAUUAUCCUGAUGUAUACUAUAACUAUGCUGAUGUUAGAUGGAACAUUUCGACAAGUCACAUCAAAGUGAUUUACCUCAGGUUCGUGGACAUGGUAUUAGAAGGAUCAUAUGACUUCAUAGAGAUAUUUGACGGACCUUUAAACUCAUCCAAUAGAAUUCUCUAUACAGACAAAAUUCCGAGCUACAUUGUGAGAAGCAGCAAGAACCUCAUGAUAGUUUGGUUUCACACAGAUUACUCUAUUGUAAGAAAGGGGUUUAAAGCGAUAUAUUGGAGCUUUUAAAAUCAAUUCCGAAAAGAUACUCCUAAACUACACAUCUGACUAAGAAAAGGUUUUUCAUAAAGUUUGAUGCAUUAAUAUUUUUAGUUAAUAUUUUAUUUUUCAAAAUUUUACAAUAAUAUCAUGGCGUAGGAGUAUCAAGGGGGCAUGUAUUGGAGAAUCGGGACACCUAACUUUUAAAUGUAUGAAUUAAUUAUGAUAUCUGUUAUUUUGGUACCUUUUAUUCGCUGUUUUUCGCUUUUUAUUGCCUGACGAUGAUGACUUUUUAAAAUCAUUUCCGCCACCAAAUGUCACGUUUUAUGUUUCUUUUAUCGUCCUGAUACCUCUCUGAAUUAUGUAUGAAGAUAUUGUUAUAUAAUCAGUGAUAAGUGAUCAAUCGCUACUCGUUCAUGUGAUUGCGGAUACCUGGGAGUCUAUGAAGAAGAAGAAGAGGUCUUGACAUUGGAAACUACAUUUUUACUGGAGGUUUGAACAUGCAAUAUUACAGGAUUUACACUUUUAGUUUCCAUAUCGGUUUUAUAGUGGUUUCAGAUUUCUGCACAAUAUUUACGUAGCAGAAAUAUCUCGUAUGUGAUGAA
Molecule: messenger RNA, 1472 nt
Organism: Saccostrea echinata
Lineage: Eukaryota; Metazoa; Mollusca; Bivalvia; Ostreida; Ostreidae
Product: CUB and sushi domain-containing protein 3-like
Exons: 5
Coding region: 13-897 (294 amino acids)
Source: RefSeq, a predicted model, not a curated record